GCUUUUAUUUUUGCUUCAUCGAUUGUAACAAGUCCAAAGCCUGCUAGUAAGGAUAAGGCUUUUGGCAUAUUUAAGAGAAAAAAAAGAAAAAGAAGGCCUCUAGACAUUUAAAGCCAGAAACCUUUUUCUUUUUCCCCCUCUUGCUUUUUUUUUCACAGUUUCUGUUAUGGAUGAAGAAUUAUUCUUGAAGCAACGAUUAGCGCUUGAUGAUCGUGCUGUCAAAGGAUUAGAGAAAAAAGUGUUUACGUUUCUACAUACUUUAGGCACAGAAUCAGUUGAAUCAGCACAACAUUCAUUUGAAAAUAUUUUAAUUCAGUUACUAAGCUAUCAAACAAACCUUGAACGAAAUCCAAUAAUUGAACAUGUUAACGUCAAGGAUAUUAAUGAAUAUAACGCGAUAGUAGAAAGAACAGCGGUGGCGCAAAGGGAGGCUAUGAGGGAUAUUGUUAGUUUAAAACAAGAUCUGUUGGCUGCUCAAAAGAUACGAAACCAUAAAUUAGAAUAUGAUAGAGUAGCAAGAGAGAUUAUGAAAUUGGAUACUAGAGACGCAUAUACAGAGUCUAUAACACAAUUAAAGAAGGAGAUUGAAGUAUUACAAAGAGAAAAGAUCAAUAAACUGAUUGCCUUGGAAAACCGCAAGAAGAACCUGUCACAGGCAGUACAAAACCUGAAGGAUUUACAAAGAUCAGUUGAAGAGGAAAGAGCAAUGAUGGUAAGAAGAAGAGAAAGGUGUGAUGAAUGCUUGUUUUAAACACAUAUUUUUAGACUGACGAUAAGAGAAUGGUAA
This is a messenger RNA of Rhizopus microsporus ATCC 52813, 787 nucleotides long. RefSeq lists its product as uncharacterized. The record is from RefSeq and is a predicted model, not a curated record. Gene Ontology annotation, cellular component: THO complex part of transcription export complex. The coding region runs from base 167 to 751 and encodes 194 amino acids. NCBI's taxonomy places the organism in Eukaryota, Fungi, Mucoromycota, Mucoromycetes, Mucorales, Rhizopodaceae. Gene Ontology annotation, biological process: mRNA processing. The transcript has 6 exons.